Messenger RNA from Manduca sexta (tobacco hornworm), 1407 nucleotides. Its product is annotated as carboxypeptidase B. The record is from RefSeq and is a predicted model, not a curated record. The transcript has 8 exons. The coding region runs from base 163 to 1338 and encodes 391 amino acids. Lineage: Eukaryota; Metazoa; Arthropoda; Insecta; Lepidoptera; Sphingidae. Gene Ontology annotation, biological process: proteolysis. Gene Ontology annotation, molecular function: zinc ion binding; metallocarboxypeptidase activity.
UUGACAAAAGCAAGUCAAAAUUUUAUGUUGAAAUCACGGGAAUCCUUUUCCGAUCCAAGAUAAUAUUCAAAAUUUUCGUUAUAAAUAAAAUUGUUCAAAGUGGCACGUAAAGCGGCAAGAUACCAAAUAUGGGACGUAAAAUGUUUAAAAGACGGACAAAGGAUGUUUUUGAAAAAUUUAGACAACAAAGGCGCCAUAAGCAUCUGCCAAGAGUACGACAAAAACAUGAAUAUUAUGGUGGAGGGGCAGCGAGUGUUCCAAGUGGAGAAGCUGCUUAAUGAUAGAGACAUAUCGUUCGAGGUGACCGUCACUGACGUCACGGCGCCGGCGUCGCCCAAGAGGAACCGAAGUCCCAUUGCCCUCACACGGCUGCGGUCGCCUAUUAAACGGCUUAUAGAUUGGAAAGAUUACUACCCUUUGAACGUUAUAAACAGCUUUAUAGACUCCUUGGAGAAGCAAUACCCGUCUACGUGUACUGUGUCCGUUAUUGGAAGGACUGUGGAAGGAAGGGAUAUAAAGGUGUUAAAAAUAUCGAACAGCGACGCUCGGAACACGGCCGUGUGGCUAGACGGCGCGAUACAUGCGAGAGAGUGGAUCAGCACGUCGGUAGUGACUUACAUUGCCGAUUACAUCGCGAGGAACUUCGACACGCUGCCACCGAGUUUUACUAAUAAAGAUUGGUAUUUAGCUCCGGUGGUGAAUCCAGACGGCUAUCACUAUUCGCAUGUUGGUGAUCGUAUGUGGCGCAAAAACCGAGCGCGGUUUGGCAAUGUGGUCACGGGAGUUGAUUUGAACAGGAAUUUCGGACAUUGUUGGGGAAGAGCCGGGUGUGCGGAAUGUUCGUCGGGUGACCCGAAUCAUAUCAACUAUCGUGGCACCGAAGCGUUCUCCGAGCCAGAGACUGCAGCUGUUAAGGAUUUGAUUUUGUAUUCAGGGACGCCGUUCAAGAUUUUCCUUACGUUCCACGCUUACAGCGAAGUGAUCUCGUUUCCAUGGUGCUACACUGCCGACCCAUGUCCCGAUUACGUUAAUUUGUUGGAAGGCGGAACCGUCAUGGCCAAGGCGAUCUACGAAACGAACGGACGUAUGUACAAAGUUGGCAACUUCAAAGACAUCAUGUACUACGCUUGUGGAACAAGCAUCGAUUGGAGUUAUGGCACGGCUCGCAUCCCAUUUUCCUACCUCGUCGAGUUGAGGAGCAAGCGGGAUCGAUUCCUACUGCCCAAAGAUGAAAUACAAGAUUGCUGCCGAGAAGCUCUUAAUGGUGUGAAGGCGCUCGUCGAGUUUGUAGACACAAAGAAAUGUUCGAAUUGUGACAUUUUUCCUAAGAAAAGUUAGUUUGGUUUGUCUUGUUUGGAGUUCUGUUCGGUUUUGAGUAAUACACGUUCAAUUAUGAUGUCUGAUUUA